This is a messenger RNA of Cladophialophora yegresii CBS 114405, 2628 nucleotides long. RefSeq names its product STE/STE20/PAKA protein kinase. Gene Ontology annotation, biological process: protein phosphorylation; regulation of MAPK cascade; intracellular signal transduction. The coding region runs from base 1 to 2628 and encodes 875 amino acids. Gene Ontology annotation, molecular function: ATP binding; protein serine/threonine kinase activity. Gene Ontology annotation, cellular component: cytoplasm. NCBI's taxonomy places the organism in Eukaryota, Fungi, Ascomycota, Eurotiomycetes, Chaetothyriales, Herpotrichiellaceae. The record is from RefSeq and is a predicted model, not a curated record. The transcript is spliced from 4 exons.
AUGGACCACGACAUUUACAACUCGGCCACAGCCAACUCGACCACUUUCUCAUCCUCCAAGAAGCGACGCAACACUCUGACCAAGAACCCUCCGCCUUCUGCUUACCCCUCCAAAGGAUCGCUGCCCAAGCUGCAAUCGUCUGCGGCACUUCAGCGAACGCCAUCCGCGCCGUCUCCAUAUCAGCGCAGUCACGACGCCUCCCAGUCAGCCCGCGAUUUCCACCACCGAUCCCAGUCCAACGCGUACGGCUCAUCCAGUUCUUCUCUCGAACACAUUAGCGGUGCGCCCUCGCCUAUAGUCACCUCUACCAACUUCUUCGCCGCCUCCGCCAACAGCUACCAACUGCCGCAGCACACUCCCCUCUCGCCUCAAACCUCAGAUGACCGUCACAACGACCUGAUCGGUGCGCCAUUCGACGCCUCAGGUCUUCUGUCCUCCUUUCAAGCUACCAGCAUGAACGAGAAGCAAAAUGGGGGUGGCUCGUCGCCAUUCCCUGCGCCUUUGACACACACUUACACCAGUCCCGAUCUUAGAUCUCACCCGCUUCGCAACUCACAGACCUUCGGGCCUGGCGCCGUGGCCAUGAUGGAAGUUACUCCCCCCAGAUCAGAGAACGGCACGUUCAGUCCCAAGCGGUUUUCGGGCGAGGGCCACGUCAAACCUGCCGGGCCCUUUCGCAAGAAGAGUGGCUUCUCAAGCUUCGUCAAUAACAUGCUGGGCUCUCCCAGAACCAUCAAGAUAUCUGCUCCCGAGAAUCCAAUGCACAUGAUACACGUUGGCUAUGACAAUCAGACGGGGCAGUUUACGGGACUACCUGCGGACUGGCAGAGGAUCCUGUCCGACAGUGGCAUCACCAAGGUUGAGCAAGACCAGAACCCGCAAAUGAUGAUGAACAUCGUGGAAACAUACAAGAACAACUUGGGUGGCAACGACGACGGGGUUUGGCAGAAGUUCGACCACGCGAAGCUUUCCGACUCUCCACAAAGUAGCAACAGCAGUUACCGGAACCCAGGCAGCCCUCACAUUGGCUCUAGUCCUGCCCAGUUCUCGCCCAUAGCCGGUGUUAUUUCACCACCCGCAAGUCCUCGGUUCCCACAAAAUCAUGAAGGCAGUUUCGAAAAUCCUCGAGCACCGCCGCCCAUUCCAUCAGGGACCUCUGGCAGCACAACGCCCGGCCUGAAGCCAGGUCAAACACCGACAAUCAUGAUGCCGAACCGACCUGCACCCAAAGCUCCUGCGCAGAGCCUACGAGAUCUGGCGCCCACGCGGCCUGCGCCGCCGCCUCCGAUCAACAGAGACCUGCCAUUACGGCCACCUCCGGAACAGUCCAGACCGCAGCCCGCACCAGCAUCACAGCCCAACACACCACAAGUCUCGCAAGAAGAGUCAGCAGCGCGGAGUCGCUCCAAUUCCAAAGGUCCUAGUACGACGCCUCCACGCUCACAACAAGCGAUCCAAUCUCCAGUCCAAUACCAGCAACAACAGGAGCAUGCGAUGCUGCUCGCGCAACAAGCGAUUCAAAGCAAGCAAUUGGACCGGAGCAGAAGCCAGCGUCAAGUUGCACCAGGUGCACCAGAAGUUCCACCAAAGAUUCUACCUCAGCAGUACAGCCCGAAUGUGCCACAGACACAAUUUGCUGCAGUGACAGCUGCACCAGCCUUGGACAAUGCUCCACAGGUGGCUGCCGUACCCCGACCCCGGCAGAAGCGGCAACAAAGUAACAUAGUGGACGUGACGGCAAGGUUACGCGCAAUAUGCAGCCCGGGUGACCCUACGGCGAAGUACAGUAAUCUCAACAAGAUUGGACAGGGUGCUUCUGGUGGUGUCUUCACCGCGUAUGAGGUUGGGUCGAAGAGAUGUGUUGCAAUCAAGCAGAUGAACUUGGAACAGCAACCAAAGAAAGACUUGAUCAUCAACGAGAUCGUGGUGAUGAAGGGCAGCCAACACAAGAAUAUUGUCAACUUUAUCGACAGCUAUCUGCACGAUGGAGAUCUGUGGGUCGUGAUGGAAUACAUGCAAGGUGGAUCUCUUACGGAUGUUGUGACAUUCAAUGUCAUGAGCGAAGGACAAAUCGCCGCAGUGUGUAGAGAGACCCUGUUCGGCUUACAGCAUCUUCAUUCCAAGAACGUGAUACACCGCGACAUCAAGUCGGACAACAUCCUUCUUUCGGAAAGAGGAGACAUCAAGCUCACCGACUUCGGCUUCUGUGCGCAGAUCAACGACUCGCACAACAAACGCACGACCAUGGUGGGAACACCAUACUGGAUGGCUCCGGAAGUUGUGACAAGGAAAGAAUACGGCCGCAAGGUUGACAUCUGGAGCUUGGGCAUCAUGGCGAUCGAAAUGAUCGAAGGAGAACCACCGUACUUGACCGAGUCGCCACUGCGUGCAUUGUACCUGAUCGCUAAAUACGGGACACCGCGCAUCAAAGACGAACAGGCGCUGUCGCCUGUUUUCCGAGACUUCCUCCAUUUCGCCUUGAAGGUCGAGCCUGAGAAACGAGCCAGUGCCCACGACCUGCUACAUCAUCCGUUCAUGCACAACUGUGCGCCGCUCACCAGCCUAGCUCCCUUGGUGCAAUCAGCCAGAGAAAGCAGAGCUGCUGAGAAGGCCAACAGAGUCAAUUGA